GCAACCCCUGGAUGUUGACAUGACCGCUGAGGAUUCCACCGCAGCCAUGAGCGAUUCAGCCGCUGUGUCCCCGGCCAAGGUUCCCGAAGGUGUAGCAGGCGCACCCAACGAAGCCGCGCUGCUGGCUCUAAUGGAGCGCACGGGUUACAGCAUGGUGCAGGAGAACGGGCAGCGCAAGUACGGCGGCCCGCCACCUGGAUGGGAUGGGUCGCACCCUCAGCGCGGCUGUGAAGUCUUCGUGGGCAAGAUUCCGCGUGACGUGUACGAAGAUGAGCUGGUGCCCGUGUUCGAGGCCGUGGGGCGCAUCUACGAGUUGCGCCUCAUGAUGGACUUUGAUGGCAAGAAUCGUGGCUAUGCCUUCGUCAUGUAUUGCCAUAAGGAUGAGGCCAAGCGCGCCGUGCGCGAGCUCAACAAUUACGAGAUCCGCCCGGGACGUCUGCUCGGCGUGUGCUGCAGCGUGGACAACUGCCGCCUCUUCAUCGGAGGCAUCCCCAAGAUGAAGAAGCGCGAAGAAAUCCUGGAGGAGAUCUCCAGGGUCACCGAGGGAGUCCUGGACGUUAUCGUCUAUGCCAGCGCCGCUGAUAAGAUGAAGAACCGCGGCUUCGCCUUCGUGGAGUACGAGAGCCACAGAGCCGCAGCCAUGGCGCGCCGUAAGCUCAUGCCUGGCCGCAUCCAGCUGUGGGGCCAUCAGAUCGCCGUGGACUGGGCCGAACCUGAGAUCGACGUGGAUGAGGACGUGAUGGAGACGGUGAAGAUCCUCUACGUGCGCAACUUGAUGAUCGAGACCACAGAAGACACCAUUAAGAAGAGCUUCGGCCAGUUCAACCCCGGCUGCGUGGAACGCGUCAAGAAGAUACGCGACUAUGCCUUUGUGCACUUCACCAGCCGCGAGGACGCCGUGCAUGCCAUGAACAACCUUAACGGCACCGAGUUAGAGGGUUCCUGCCUGGAGGUAACGCUGGCCAAGCCUGUAGACAAGGAGCAGUAUUCCCGCUACCAGAAGGCGGCCAAGGGAGCCAGUGGCAGCGGCGUGGCCGAGGCGGCGGUUCAGCAGCCCAGCUACGUGUACUCCUGCGAUCCGUACACGCUAGCCUACUACGGCUACCCCUACAACGCGCUCAUCGGGCCCAACAGGGAGUACUUUGUGAAAGCAGGCAGCGUAAGAGGCCGAGGGCGAGGUGCAGCUGGCAACAGAGCCCCAGGGCCCAGGGGUUCUUACCUCGGGGGAUAUUCUGCUGGCCGUGGUAUCUAUAGCCGAUACCAUGAAGGGAAAGGAAAGCAGCAAGAAAAAGGAUAUGAGCUUGUACCAAAUUUGGAACUCUCAGCCGUCAAUCCCGUUGCCAUUAAACCUGGUACAGUGGCCAUCCCUGCCAUUGGGACCCAGUAUUCCAUGUUUCAGGCUGCUGCAGCUCCAAAAAUGAUUGAAGAUGGCAAAAUCCACACAAUGGAGCACAUGAUCAGCCCCAUGGCUGUGCAGCCAGACCCAGCCGCUGCAGCUGCCGCCGCCGCCGCAGCUGCCGCUGUCAUUCCCACCGUGUCAACACCUCCACCUUUCCAGGGCCGCCCAAUAACUCCAGUAUACACGGUGGCUCCAAAUGUUCAGAGAAUGCCCACUGCCGGGAUCUAUGGUGCCAGUUACGUCCCAUUUGCUGCUGCUCCAGCCACAGCCACAAUUGCCACACUACAGAAGAACACGGCUGCCACCGCGGCCGUCUAUGGAGGCUAUGCGGGUUACAUACCUCAGGCAUUCCCUGCUGCUACUAUUCAGGUUCCCAUUCACGAUGUCUACCAGACAUACUAAGACUGGUGACAAGUGUGAAGACAAGCCACAAGAUACCACUGAAGGAACGCUUUACUAUUUAUGAAGAAAGACCAUGUUGGAUCAGCACACGUCUGAAACCUGCUGAAAGUGAAGAAUGUUAUCCAAUAUCAUACUGAAAUAUUUUAUAUACAUGAAGAAAUUUUCACUAGUCUUUUUUUUUUCUUCCCAGAGACGAUUUGAAAAGUAACAGGGCUGUGUUCAUACAUUUCUAAGAGACUUGCAUGGUUCGUGCCUUAUUAUACCAUCUCUUAAAAUUUGUAUACUGUAGUACAUUUGUGUAGAGGUUUUUUUGUUUUAAGGAUAUAUUUUCAGUAUGAAGGUUAUUUUCUUAACUUCUGCACUCCAGAAAGUUCUAUUUUGUAGUACCUUCAAUAAUAUAUCAACUUUAUAUUAAAAAGCACACUUGAACAGCUAGGGCACUAUUUUGAGAAAUAUAUUCAAUAUUUAAAGAUAUAAAC
Messenger RNA from Chrysochloris asiatica (Cape golden mole), 2280 nucleotides. It is a transcript of the gene RBM47, whose product is annotated as RNA binding motif protein 47. Gene Ontology annotation, cellular component: nucleus. Bases 20 to 1801 code for a protein of 593 amino acids. Gene Ontology annotation, molecular function: mRNA binding. NCBI's taxonomy places the organism in Eukaryota, Metazoa, Chordata, Mammalia, Afrosoricida, Chrysochloridae. The record is from RefSeq and is a predicted model, not a curated record. The transcript has 4 exons.